AUGCCGGCAGAGCAGCAUUCCGCAGGAGGAGGGGCAUAUAUCAAUGUAACGGCGCAGCAGUCGCGGUAUGCCGUGGACGCUGUGGAUGCGCCUGCUAGUAAGGAAAUCCUAAUCAAAGACCUCACCCUCACCGUCGCCAACCGCGACCUCCUCUCCCACGCCACCCUGCACCUCGUCGAAGCCAAGCACUACGUCCUCGUCGGGCGCAACGGGAGCGGGAAAUCGACGCUGCUGCGCGCCAUGGCCGAGGGGCUUGUCCCGGGUAUCCCGUCGAGCACGCGCAUUUUGCUUUUGGGGCAGACGCUGGAGGUACCUGCGGAGCAAGGAGUUGACGAUGUGCGGGGGGUGGGAAGGAGAUUGCAAGGGCUGGGAUUAGGUGUGAGCCAGAAGGAGGAGGAAGAGGAAGAAACGGUACUGCAGCAUGUAUUACGCAGCGAAGCCCUCAGGCAGACACACCUGCACGAAGCGAAAGUCCUCUCCGAGGCGCUUUCGCAUCCUACCGACGCCCUGGCGCCAGUGCGAGCGUACAGGCGAAUUCACCACGAGCGGCUCCUCGUGCAGCUCAAGGAGGCGCAGCGGAUCGCGGAACGGCGCAGUGGUGCUAGGGGAAAGGUAGCUAGGAAGGAGCUCAUCAAGCUCGAGGAACGGGUUGAACAGAGUGAAGCCCGCCUGCAGCAAGUCGACGUCGGCGUCGCCGUCGGCGUCGACGCCGACGACAUUGAUGCCGCGACCGUGAGCGCCGAAACGCAGGCUGCUGCCGAUAUGCUCGCCGGCGUGCAAACCUCGCUGCAAGUGAUGGACGCGGCGCAGGCGGAGGCAAAGGCAAGGUCUGUCCUGCUAGGUCUCGGGUUCAAAGACGACAGCAUCGACGGGCCCGUGUCGCGGCUUUCCGGAGGCUGGAAGUCGAGAUGCGAGAUUGCGUGCGCGUUGACGCAGUACGCCGACGUGCUGCUGCUCGACGAACCGACGAAUUUUCUGGACUUGCCGUCGAUCCUGUGGCUGCAGGGGUAUAUCCGGGGCUUGCGGAGCCGGACGACUGUGCUGGUUACGACGCAUGAUAGGGAUUUUGGGGACGCGGUCGGGGAGGAGUUGAUUGUGCUGCGGGAGAAGAAAAUAGAGACGUUCCGGGGGAAUCUGAGUCUCUGGGAGCGGGAGAGGUGGAAGCGGAUGAGGUAUUUGACCAAGAUGAAGGAGGCGCAGGAGAAGCAGAGGCGGCAUAUGGAGAAGACGGUGGCGGGGAAUCUCCGCGCGGCAAGGGAGAAGGGGGACGAUAAGAAACUCAAGCAGGCGGCGUCGCGGAAGAAGAAGUUGGAUGAACGGAUGGGCAUGGAGGUCGGGCUCCGGGGAGGGAGGUUCAAGCUCAAUCGCGAUUUGGCGGGUUAUCACACGAGCAAUCGGGCGGAGAUCGAGGUCCCCGAGUUUGAUCCCCCAGUCAGGUUGAAUUUUCCGAGAUACCCGGCCGAGCUGCGGUUCCAUGGUGCGUUGGUCUCGCUCGAGAAGGUGAGCUUCGCGUACCCGCCGGCGGGGAGGAAGAGUGUGCCCGUCCUGAUGGAUGUGGAUUUGACGAUUCAUCCUCGUGCACGCGUAGGACUGGCGGGGUUGAACGGGUCGGGCAAGAGUACGCUCGUGUCGCUCAUCAUGGGGCAGAGUGCUCCGACCAAAGGGACCGUGACGAGGCAUCCCCGCGCCACCUUUGGCUGUUUCUCGCAGCAGUCGGUCGAAGAAAUCACGGCUAUCGGGGCGCGGACACCCAGUUUGACGGCGCUGACCCAUCUGAUGGAGUGCGCAGGCAGUGCUAUGAGCGAGAAGGACGCGAGGGCUUUACUCGCCUCGCUGGGCCUUCACGGGCAGCUGGCCUCGGAUGUGCCUCUUGCGUUGCUGUCGGGCGGGCAGAAGGUCCGGGUUGCGCUGGCAAAGUUGUUGCGCCCGCCGCCGCCGCAGCUGCUGGUGCUGGACGAGGUGACGACGCAUCUGGAUGCGGAUACGAUUCUGGCGCUUGUGGAGGCGUUGCGGGCGUAUGAGGGGGCGGUGGUGGUGGUUACGCAUGAUCGGUUUUUUAUGCGCACUGUGGUCGAGGGCGAGAGCCCGUAUAAACUCGCGCCGGGGCUUCGAGCGCAGAUGGACGAGGAAGGUGAGGAUGAGGAUUCUGGGUCGGAAGAUGAAGAAGGGGUGCAGCCGGGGACGGUGUAUCGGAUAGUGAAGGGGCAGUUGAGGAAGUUGGAGGGUGGGAUGGCGCAGUAUGAGGAGAUUGCUGCGAGGGCGGCGAAGAAGUUGACGGUGAGGUGA
Molecule: messenger RNA, 2286 nt
Organism: Westerdykella ornata
Lineage: Eukaryota; Fungi; Ascomycota; Dothideomycetes; Pleosporales; Sporormiaceae
Product: P-loop containing nucleoside triphosphate hydrolase protein
Exons: 3
Coding region: 1-2286 (761 amino acids)
Molecular function (GO): ATP hydrolysis activity; ATP binding
Source: RefSeq, a predicted model, not a curated record